ACCUAUGAAAAUUUUGUUGACAAUUUCUGUCAAUUAAUUUUAAAGAAAUGGCUAAAGGUGGAUCAGAAAAAAAAACUACAUCCAAAGUUGAAAUACAAGUAGAACCAGAACCACAAGAACCACCAGAACCAGAUCCCCCACCUAAUACAAUUCAAAUUCGAAUUCUAUCGUAUGAAAAUAUAAAAACGGUGUAUCCCGUAUCAGAUUUAACAAUAAAAUUCGAACUAAAAGGAGCAACAAUUUUUGAAUCUGAAAAGACCCAAGUGCUUCGCUUUGAUAUAUUAGAAACCGAUUUUGAUUUUGACAUACCAUGUGACCUAUCCAAUCCUAUAGAUAGAGAUUUAUUAAUAACCGCCCCUUUAACCAUAUCUGUAACUGAAACUGAACGUAUUGUUGAUACUAGUGCAGUAGAAAUUUUAGCACCAGCUGCCACAGAAAUCAAACCAACCGUUCCAGAACCACCUCCACCGCCACCUGAGAUACCUCCAAAGAAAGGGCAAAAAGAAAAAGGAGGUAAAGGUAAAAAAAGUAAAAAAGGAUCUGAAAAAACUUCUUCAAUUGCGGAAACUUCUCAAGUAACAUUACCGAUAAAACCAACCGGACCCCAAUUAUUGGGAAUCGCAAAAUUAGAUUUAUUACCAAUCUUUUUAGGGUAUUCAACUUUCGACGAAGCUUUAUGCAUCGAAAAAUCACCACCGGUUUUCGAUGAAACCGCAACAUCUUUGGAGAAUUUACUUAAAGUAAAAGUUAAUGUCUCUUUAGAAGGGGAACCUUUAAACAUAGAUUCAAGCACAAUAUUACAUUUAACCGUCGAAUCCGCUUAUAAUAUUCCAAGUUUAGUUGCGACAGAUUUCCAAUACGAAUUAUGUUGUUUAAUUCCCGGAGAACAUCCAAAAUUAGAACCAAUCAUAUUCAAUAAAGGUAGAAUUACCAACGAAAAUACACAGUUUAAAUAUAAAUUAUGGCCGAAAGUUACCGAAGAACAAUUACCAAUUCCAAGUACAUACCGAAUUCCAGAUGAUGUAGCAGACGUUAAAAAUGCAACAGAAAUUGAUAUAGAACCAUUUAUUUCUAGUACUACAACGAGAAUUGAAUGGAAUUUUAUUAAAAGGUCAUUUUUUGGAUUAACCCAAGUGGCUAAUUUUCAUCGACAAAUCGGAAAAUAUAGAAAAAUUCCUGUUGAAAUCUAUAUUACUCCUGUUCAACAACAAGUCGAAGAUCAACCACCUGGUAAAGAUGCCAAAAAGAAGAAAGAUACAAAAGAUAAAGCAUCCUCAAAAACUGGUGGGACAUCAACAGAAGCUCCUCCAACAGAAUAUGAUUCAACAAUUGAUUUUUUGCACGUAAUGGCUAAUAUAGAUGCUGGUUAUCUUCUUUAUCCAGGAGUUAAAAAAUGUAGAGUUGCUUGUCCAUUAAGAACUUAUCAGGAAGUUGAGAUUUUAGAAGAAACCGGCUUGGAAGAUUCUUAUUUUAGACCAAGACCGCCACCGAAACCAGUUGAAUCUAUUGAAAAAGGUGGUAAAGGUGGUAAGGGAGAUAAAGGUGGUAAAGGAGGGAAAGGUAGUAAAGGAGGUAAAGAUAGUAAAAGUGGUAAAUCUGGAAAAGGAAAAGGAAAAGGAGCAGAACCUGUUGAAGGAAAAGAUUUAGCGGAAUCAUUACCUCCCCCACCCCCACCGCCUCCUCCACCAAGUAAACAAAUUUAUAACGAUGCUGGAGACCCAGCUUUCAUAAUUUUAGAAUUAGAACUUUUUAAUCCGUUAUCACCGAUACGACACUUAGAGUAUUUAGAUGAUGAUAUGUGCAAAUUCAUUGCACCUAAACCUAGUUUAUCAAAAAAAUUUAUUUCAUCUAAGGUGGCCCAAGAUAUUCACGGCGAAACGAUACGUUCCAUACUUACAGACAUUAACGCACAAUAUAAAAGUUAUUUGGAAGAUAAAACAAAUUGUCAAUGCGAUUUAGAUUCUUUUCAAUCUUAUAUACAAAAAUCGGGUGCUUAUCAAGUUUACAUAACUUCAAUUCUUCGAAGUUUAUCAACAUUGAUUCCUCAAAAAUACGGAUACAAAAAGAACAUCUUCCAAUCUUCUAAUGAAUACCAAAAGUUUGUUUCUGAUGUUUAUGUUGAUAUGAUUCGAGAUAUGAAUCGGGUUGUUAACGAACAACAACUUUUCGGGGCGAGCUUCGAUGACCAUAAACACUUAACACGAAAUGAAAAGUUAUUAUUAUAUGCUAGAGAAGCUAUGGAACUUGGCGAACAAAACACAGCAGAUAGAUAUUAUUUAGAAAGAAUAUGUUGUCGAGAAGAUGAUCCAAACGUUUGGUUUGAUUACGCCGUUUUUCAAUUAGAAAUAAAUGAUGUUGAUAAAGCGAAAGAAUGUGUAACGGAAACGGUUCAAUUAGAUUUCGAACAUAAAUUUGGAUUAAUGAUGUACGGAUUAAUGUUGUUCGAUAAAGGGAUGAUUUUAGAAAGUGAAACGUGUUUUUUAAGAAUGGUGUGUUUAAAUCCAACGUGGGUUGAAGGUUGGAUCAUUACUUACGCUUUUUAUAAACAAACGGGAAACUUGGAGGGUGCCGAAUAUUGUUGGGAUAUGGCCAAAAAGGGGCUUGCACAAAAAACUAAAUAUCCAACGGAUUAUUUUAGCCAAACACCUGAUUUAGCUUGGUCUGAAGAAAAACUUGACGAUAACGUUUUUCUAAAAACUGCCGGGUUAUUAAUAAAAAUGAGAUUACACCAACACGCUGAAAAAGUUUUGUCUUAUGCGUUAUUCACCCAUAAAGGAUUUUGCAAGUAUUUAUAUGGAGUUAUAGCUUAUUUACAAAAAGAUUAUGAAAAAGCUUUAGAAUUUCUUGAGACAGCUGAGAAAUUAAUAGGAUUAGAUUAUGGUGUUACAGCAUUAAUUGGCCACUGCAACAUAAAACUCUACCAAUUUGAAGAAGCUGCCAAAUAUUUCGACAUCGUUCUAGAAAUGUUUAACAGACCUGAAGAUAUUCACCUUGUUUUCAUGAACGGCGCCAUGGCAAACGACGUAAUUGGUGAUUCCCAAAAAGCUCGACAAUUAUCUUUACACGCUUGCAAGUUUAGUGCAACACCGCAAAGUUGGUUGUUUGCGGGUGGAUUUUAUUUUAAACAAAACGAUCUUUUAAGCGCCGAAGAAUGUUUAAUUCAAUCGAAUCUAUGCGAUAAUCGCCUUUCAGAAACUUGGGCUUAUUUAGCUUUGAUUAAUUACAAUUUAAAAAAAUCUCAUCAAUAUUACCUUUGUAUGGCGCAAGCUAAAAAGUUUAAUGUUGAAAAUAAGGAUUUAAUCGGUACUAUUGAAGAAAUGGUAGCUAACCAAGAAAAACAAGAUAAAUAAUGUUUAUUUAUUUAUUGUUAUUUUAUGUAAAGAAGUUUUCGAUAAUAAAGUGAUGUUAUGUGGCUCCA
Molecule: messenger RNA, 3418 nt
Organism: Onthophagus taurus
Lineage: Eukaryota; Metazoa; Arthropoda; Insecta; Coleoptera; Scarabaeidae
Source: RefSeq, a predicted model, not a curated record